Molecule: messenger RNA, 648 nt
Organism: Ochlerotatus camptorhynchus
Lineage: Eukaryota; Metazoa; Arthropoda; Insecta; Diptera; Culicidae
Exons: 2
Molecular function (GO): nucleic acid binding; zinc ion binding
Source: RefSeq, a predicted model, not a curated record
AUGAACGUGACGAAAAAGGUAGCAUUUUCACUACAAAUUGGACGUCGGGGUGAAUGCCGUGUAUUGGCUGAAACCUUGGACGGAUUUAAAUGUCUUCUCAAGUAUCUUACUGAGAAGAAGCAUAAAUUUUUUACUUACGACACCAAAACUGAACGUGUGUUCAAGGUUGUCAUGAAAGGACUGCCCAGUGGUGAAUCCCUGGAUCAGAUCAAAGAUGAACUGGCAAAAUUACUUGGAGUUGUGCCACUCCAAGUAAUCAAAAUGAAAAUGAAAUCCCGUCCUGGCGAUUCGCGCAACGGGAUUUCUAAUGAUUUUUAUUUAGUUCACUUCAAGUCUAGUGAACUAAACAACCUUAAGGCCUUAGAAAAAGCUAGGCUUAUGCUCCAUGUCCGAGUGAAGUGGGAACACUUCAGGAAGACUGGAGGAAAUUUCCAAAACCUCACCCAGUGCCGUAAGUGCCAGGGAUGGGGUCACGGAACUAAAAAUUGCUACAUGCCAGCUAAAUGCAUGAAUUGUGGUGAUUCCUCUCAUGCAAAGGACGACUGUCCUGUGAAGGAAGAUCCUAAGAAAUUUAAAUGUUCAAAUUGUGGUGAAAACCACAAAUCCAAUUUUUGGGAAUGUAAGACUCGCAAAGCGAUCCUACAAUCU